Morchella sextelata is the source of this 348-nucleotide messenger RNA. RefSeq lists its product as uncharacterized. The transcript is spliced from 7 exons. Lineage: Eukaryota; Fungi; Ascomycota; Pezizomycetes; Pezizales; Morchellaceae. The record is from RefSeq and is a predicted model, not a curated record. Bases 1 to 348 code for a protein of 115 amino acids.
AUGUGGGGGUUCUUAUCGGGGAUUCGAUUUAGCAACGAGAAUAUACAAGUCGGGAGCAGUUUGGCAACGCUUGACAAGGAUGUUACAGUUACCAAGUUGCAGCUUGACGGCGUGAAAGCUUUGGGUGAUACCAUGAAGCAGGUGGAGAACUCCAUUAAAUUCGAGAAAGUGGAGAAGCAGUUGGCAGAUCUUAACGAGUUAGCUCCCCAAAAAAUACUGAGAGCAUCAUUCUUAUCAGUAGUCGUGUACUGCUCGUGCCUGUUGUUGCUUUUUUUUUCUUUUUUCGCUAAACUUGGGUAUGACGAGUAUAAGGAGAAAAUUAAUCGCUUGUUGUUGUUAAACCAUUGA